AUGGCUUUCCCGAAUGGCACCGGGUAUGCCGACUCGGACGCUGACGACGAGUAUGAAAGGAGUGUCAUGACCUCGCCUACUGCGCUUCAAACCGAUUCAGAGGGCUCCUCCGGGCAUUCAUCCAGCGAGCAUACGCCUACGACAUUUGACACACCGGGCGACGACCGCGGCCUGCCCAGGACUAUAAUAACAGAAUGGACGCCGGACGAGUGCGCCCAGUUCGUGGCGUCGUUGAAUCUGCGGCAGUACUGCGAUGCCUUCAUAGAACAUGGCAUUGUCGGAGAAGCGCUUAUAGCAUUGAAACACGAUGAACUGAAAGAGAUGGGCAUUACGAGCGUCGGCCACCGCCUGACCAUUCUCAAGCAAGUAUACGAAGUUAAGGUGGAACAGGAUAUUCCUGUCGAGGCCGACGACUAUGUGCCGUUAUCAGCGGAGCAGAACCCUCGUUUCGAGAUGGCCACCAAAGAAGACAUUGCCCGCAUAGCACGGUCGAUAAUAAAACUCCGCGACGAACGAAUAGCGCAAACAGAAGCCCAACUCACACGACUCGCUGAUGACUACCGAAAGUUACGACAAGAAAUGCUACCUUUAUUCAAACAAGCCAAAGAGCGCUCAGAUCCUCUACCUUACGCCCCCUCAAUACAGCAAUCAGCCGCCAGCCCCGACAUCAUUCAUCCGCCAGAGCUCUCACCUCCAACAACAUCAUCCUCACAGCCAGAGCUCAAAUCAAGUCUGACCAGGACCUUCUCUAAGAAACUAGGCCUCGUGGGCUCGACGCCCAAAGGCCACUCGCCAACCCACCUCCCCAACACCAUCCAUGAAAAAGAGUCCAGCGGCCUCAACCCAUCCGCCGCCGCAACCGCCGCCUCGAACCAACUCACAGCGGGUAUGUCCGGCGGCAGGGACUACGCACAGCCCUCGCCAGGUCUGGUCCCUUCGCCCACAUCACCCAUGCCCUACCAACCCCUUGCACCCCGCUCAUACCGAGACCGCGAGUACUCCAACAACGACUCGUACACUACACCGACCUACGAACCUCCUUCUUCCGCCAAAUCCGCCAACAGCGGCGGCAAAGCCACUCCCGGCUACAAAGGAGGCGACCUCGGCCUCCCGCCCUCGCGCGACCAAACCGCCUCCGCCCCGCCAGGCGCCCAAUCAAGCACCAACUCCACCAUGUCUACUGCCACAACAGCAGUGGAAAGGUCGUCAUCCACCACUACAGCACCUUCCGGGUCAAGUUCGGAAGCGCCGCAAAUCGAAAUCUUCAAGUCUUUCAAAGUGACCCUCGAGGACCCGUGCUGGAAAGUCCUGCCCGCGGCACUGCACAAAUAUAACAUUCAUGCCGACUGGCGGCAGUACGCGCUGUAUAUUGUGUAUGGCGACCAGGAAAGGUCGGUGGGGCUGGAGGAGAAGCCGUUGGCGCUGUUUAAGGAGCUGGAUCGGGAGGGGAAGAAGCCGAUGUUUAUGUUAAGAAAGUUGGGAAAUCCGUUGACGGCAAGUAGUGCGACGGCAGGGAUACCUGCGGUUGGUGGUGCGGUUGGGGCAGGGUCGAGUAGUGCUGGGCUGGAAAGGGAGAAGAGUGCUGUGGGGAGGGGUCCGGACAGUGGUGGGCGAUUACCGCCUGCUAGCGGAGGUGGGAUCGGUGGUAUGGGGACGGGGCUCGCAAGUAGUGCGGCGAGUGUGAGGACUAUGGGGUUGGGUACGAGAGAUCCGCCUGGUGGUGUUAUAUGA
Molecule: messenger RNA, 1731 nt
Organism: Cyphellophora attinorum
Lineage: Eukaryota; Fungi; Ascomycota; Eurotiomycetes; Chaetothyriales; Cyphellophoraceae
Product: Protein STE50
Exons: 3
Coding region: 1-1731 (576 amino acids)
Biological process (GO): signal transduction
Molecular function (GO): protein binding
Source: RefSeq, a predicted model, not a curated record